Messenger RNA from Nematostella vectensis (starlet sea anemone), 1364 nucleotides. RefSeq lists its product as uncharacterized. NCBI's taxonomy places the organism in Eukaryota, Metazoa, Cnidaria, Anthozoa, Actiniaria, Edwardsiidae. The transcript has 3 exons. The record is from RefSeq and is a predicted model, not a curated record. The coding region runs from base 220 to 624 and encodes 134 amino acids.
CACGCCAAACUUGCGGCGGGGAAUUUAAAGACCGCGUAAAUAGGCGGUCCUGAUGGUGAUAUACACAGUGUUUAAGUACCCCAUGGCAUAGCAUAAAUAGAGCGAAGCGAGGAGAUUCAACAGGAGUUUAUUUAUCAAUCUUAGAAUCACAGAAUCAAGAAUAUCGUUUGCGAAGUUUUCACAGUUAUAGGCUAUCACAGACGCAAAAAAAAAAAAAUCAUGGCCUCAUUUCAAACGAUGGUUUGUCGUUUUCUAAUUGUUAUCGUUUGCGUGCAGUACGUACUGUCUUCGAGCGUGUAUGUCGGAAGACCUGGAUACAUAGAGCCCGAAAGAGAAGCAUAUUGUGAUGAUAUGGACAGCACGCGAUGCAGGAGAAUUAUGGAGUGGUUCGGGAGAGACCUGUGCGACACUUCAUCGCUAAGUAGGAUGUGCCCCAGGUCUUGUGGGCUUUGUGAUUGCAAAGAUUUCAACGACCGUCUGUGCUCGAGGCUUUCGUUUUACUGUGACAAACGGGGGAAGACUGCAGCUCAUGUUCGUCAUGCCUGUCCGAAGACCUGUGGUAAUUGUAGCCGCGUAGGCGAACCGGGGAAAAAGGGCGAGCAAAUCGUCUCACUCAUAAAGUAAAACUUUCGCAUCGGAGAUUAAAUAGGCAUCUGCUCAGUCGAAACAACUCUAGAAGUCAUUGUGGCAACAUGGCUUUAUCAGCGGGAAACCUGCGAGGGUGGUAAUGACGGAAAAACAUGACUUAACGCUUCAAAUAAACUCAUUUCAGAUCUAAUAAGGCGGGAAAAUUUAUCUAAGUACUUAGUGAGUAAUAGCAAACAAAAUACCAAAUGCGACGUUUUUUUAAUUGAUGCCACUUUUUGUAAAGUGUCAUUGAAAUUUGAGCUUCUCGUUCCUGAGCUCAUAGAAAGCGCAAGGAUGAUCAAGGGAAAAAAAUCUUAAAAAGCAAAAAUCUGGGUAUGUGCAUUUCGGCCUCACGUUAUUUGUGUUUCAAAAAUCAGUCAGGAAUACAAGGAACCGAUUGCCAUUGUAAGAAAUUGUGUCUUCUUUUUUAAUCUCGAAUUGCGAAUUUUCCAGGUUCUUCCGGCAUGUCGCGAGGGUGUAGUAAGGAGAGGGUGGGGUGGAGGGGGUAAUGGAUCAGAAGAAUUUAUGGAUAGCAUAGGAACACGAAAGUAUAAUAAUUAAAGGAUAAAAGCUCGCUUUUUUUCACGAAUGUAUUAGAAGGUAAAAAAAUCAACACCACAUCAAAAUGGGACGUAUAAUAAUUUAACAAAACUAGAUAUUUACAUACUAAACAUAUAUACAUAUCCAUAAAAUACUAAUGUACAUAAAAAAAAGAAAUUAAUAAAUAUACGAAAGGA